GUGAAGCUUGCCGCUAUUGCCGUUCUCGCCUCUCUCCUGAUCGUCGGAUGCUUCGCCGGCGAAGAUGGUAGCUGCGACAAGAUGCUUUGCACCGGGGAAAGUCAUUCCGUCUGCGGAAGCAAUGGUGUCACCUACACUCCACGACAAAAAGAUAUGGACACCACCAAAAGUGGCUGUAACUUCUUCCACAACGACAACUGCGAUAACGGCCAGACGUGGAGAGUGCUGCACAAGGGCAUGUGCCGAAGGGACGAGGGCGGCAGCAAGUAA
Phytophthora sojae is the source of this 270-nucleotide messenger RNA. RefSeq lists its product as hypothetical. The record is from RefSeq and is a predicted model, not a curated record. NCBI's taxonomy places the organism in Eukaryota, Oomycota, Peronosporomycetes, Peronosporales, Peronosporaceae. The transcript is spliced from 2 exons. Gene Ontology annotation, molecular function: protein binding. The annotation marks the transcript as partial.